AUGUCUGCUGCCGGUUAUGAUAGGCACAUUACCAUUUUCUCGCCUGAGGGUCGUCUUUACCAAGUCGAAUAUGCGUUCAAGGCCACAAAUCAGACGAACAUCAACUCAUUGGCGAUCAGGGGAAGCAAUUGUAGCGUGGUGAUAAAUCAAAAGAAGGUUCCAGACAAGCUACUGGACCCAUCAACCGUUUCAUUCUUGUUUCAAAUCUCGAAGCACGUUGGAAUGGUGGCCAAUGGUCCUAUUCCAGAUGCCAGAAACGCAGCAUUGCGCGCCAAAGCUGAAGCUGCCGAGUUUCGCUACAAAUACGGUUACGACAUGCCUUGUGACGUGUUAGCCAAGAGAAUGGCAAACCUGUCUCAGAUUUACACUCAAAGAGCCUACAUGAGACCGCUCGGUGUGAUACUCACGUUUAUCUCGGUAGAUGAGGAGUUAGGGCCUUCCAUCUACAAGUGUGACCCCGCUGGUUACUAUGUUGGUUACAAAGCAACUGCUACAGGACCUAAGCAACAGGAAUUAACAAGUGCCCUAGAAAAAUAUUUCAAAAAGAAGAAAGGCGAUCAUCUCGAGGAAGAAUCCUGGGAAAAAGUUGUCGAGUUUGGUAUCACUCAAAUGAUUGAUUCCCUUGGUACUGAAUUUAACAACAAGGACUUAGAGGUCGGUGUUGCAGUGAAGGAUAAGUUUUUCACCCUAACUCCUGACGAAAUUGAAGAGAGAUUGGUUACCAUCGCUGAGCAGGACUAG
Lachancea fermentati is the source of this 741-nucleotide messenger RNA. The record is from the annotation of a GenBank genome assembly. Lineage: Eukaryota; Fungi; Ascomycota; Saccharomycetes; Saccharomycetales; Saccharomycetaceae.